Messenger RNA from Pseudoliparis swirei, 1849 nucleotides. RefSeq lists its product as uncharacterized. The record is from RefSeq and is a predicted model, not a curated record. NCBI's taxonomy places the organism in Eukaryota, Metazoa, Chordata, Actinopteri, Perciformes, Liparidae. The coding region runs from base 25 to 795 and encodes 256 amino acids. The transcript is spliced from 2 exons.
CCUGGGCGUUCUCGUCCCUCAGUGAUGUCUCGUAGGAGUUCUCACCUGAUGUCCUUCGGCUACGACAACUCAGACGACGAAUCAGAUUCCAGCACCGUGACGACCAGCACCGUGACGACGUACCCCGAGAACUCUGUGAGGGUAAUCAAGAGGAAGGUGGGGGUCCGCAAGAAGCCCGCCUCCCUCCCCCUCAUCAGGACCAUCAGAUCCUUGGACCCCGCGGGUCUCAGUCCGUCUCCGCUGAGCCUGCAGGCCGAGGCCCCCAUGGGGCCCCUCGCCCCCACCACGUCCACCCCUCGGACCCCCCUGUUCCUGCGGCCCGGACGCAAGGAGCUGAAUCAGAGCGCCCUGGACAGCUCGGGGGACUCAUCCUCCGAUGGGCCUCGAAGGAAGACCCCCACCACCAGGACCACCAAGACCACCGGGACCAGUGGGGCUCCCAGUGCUGCAUACUGGGACAGAAUCAGAUGUGCCUUCUAUAGUCUAAUGCAGUGGUGCCAGGGUUACGGCCCGCGGGCCGGACUCGGCCCGACUGUACGUCACAUCCGGCCCGCGGGUGAUAAGUCGGGUUGGGUACCGGAAACCGGUGCCACAUUACAACCGGUAAUACCCGGACCGAAACGCAACGCACAUUUCGGUGCUUCUUUCCGGUGCCUGAGCCGAUUGAAAUUGAAAAAAACUAUUGUUGUGAACUUCUGUGGUGACUCCGCCCUGUCAGCAGGUUACGAGCCUCUCAUAUGGAGCACACCAGCGUCAGGCUGGACGCGACGGGGAGACCGUCACCGGUCCCCCUGAACACGGGGAGACCGAUUAUGACGAGCAGCCUGAACUCAGAUUAGUACCGUAACGUUGAUUGCAAGUCUUGCAUUCAUAAAAGUAGGCCAAGAAAUAAUAAAUUAGCCAUAACCAUGCUUAAGCUACGAGCGUGACAGUCUGCUAGCAGAUGUGUUGGUGUCCAGCGGUCCCGGCUGUUUACCCGGUGUUACCGGGAAUAUAAUGACGGAGGAAUAAAGACCGGAGACAUCACUUUGUUUCAGUGUAACUCUCGCUGUCAGAAGCAAAACUUUGUGUCACAUGUCAUCUUCAGUACCUCUGAUUGGUUGUUCUCUUUGCCCAUCAAAACAGUGACAGGAUUAACCCUAUAACGUCUGCACAUGACGAUAUGUAUAUAUAUAUAUAUAUAUAUAUACACACACACAUCAUAUAAUGGAGAACAUAUAUUGUGUAGGUUAACAGUCUGAUAUCCGUUGUGUGUCGGUGCUCCAUGAUAACGGCUUCAACAGGGAAUAUGGCCAAAGAGGUUUUUAAUGUCCUCAUUGUGCGUUUAAAAAAAAGAGUAUCAGUUCAGGCACCGUUUAGGCACCGGUAUCGUUUUAAAAGUACCGGUUUAGCACCGGUAUCGGAAAAAAACCAAACGAUACCCAUCCCUAAAGGGGAGAAUAUUUUUUUUUAUUUUAAUAUAAUUUUUUACAUUUUCGGUGGAAUCUGUCAGUUGGUCUGUUGCUUCUUCCCGCCUCAGCUGAAGCAGCCCCGGUAGUGCUGAUCGAGAUGUCGUUUUCAAAAAAGAGGAAGGUUGACACUGAAGGUCGCAUCUUUCAGGAAAGAUGGAAGGAACAGUAUUUAUUUUGGGAAGUAGGAGGCAAACCCGUGUGUCUUAUUUGUUCUCAACAAGUGGCUGUAGCUAAGGAGUAUAACAUAGCUGAUGAUAUGAAUUGUUAUAUGAAUUUGAUGACAUCAGUGUGCUUUGUUGAUAUGAAUUGUUAUAUGAAUUUAUCUCAUGUGAGUGUGGGGGGUUAUGAUAUGUUUGGGAUAUGUAAUCCCAAUUUAAACCAAUACAAAAUAAAAUGUA